Messenger RNA from Hyalella azteca, 1244 nucleotides. Its product is annotated as 4-hydroxy-2-oxoglutarate aldolase, mitochondrial. The transcript is spliced from 6 exons. Gene Ontology annotation, molecular function: 4-hydroxy-tetrahydrodipicolinate synthase activity; N-acetylneuraminate lyase activity. Lineage: Eukaryota; Metazoa; Arthropoda; Malacostraca; Amphipoda; Hyalellidae. Gene Ontology annotation, biological process: N-acetylneuraminate catabolic process. The record is from RefSeq and is a predicted model, not a curated record. The coding region runs from base 47 to 1045 and encodes 332 amino acids.
UAACAGCACAGAGGACGUAUUUGCUACAAGCAAAAUCACCGCGAAAAUGGGUGUCUUGACAACAUUAUUUCAAUGCGCUCAGUCGCCAUUUUUAAAGGGCAGACAAAUUUUCAGAUGCCUUUCGUUAAAUAUUUCGACUCGUGUAGAUUGUAGUGGCAUUUUGUCUCCAGUUGCCACACCAUUCAACAACGAUGAAUCAAUUAACUUCGAUAAAUUGGCCGAGAAUUUAGAUGAAUGGAAUAAAACUGACUUGAAAGGAUAUCUGGUCCAAGGCAGCAAUGGAGAGACAGUUUCACUGUCCACUGAAGAAAGGCUGCUGCUCAUCAAGCAAGCCCGCACCUUCAUUCCUAGAAACAAGAUACUUCUUGCUGGAGCUGGGUGUGAAGGUACUAUGAACACUAUCAAGAUGUGUGAAGAAAUGGCUGCUGCAGGAGCUGAUGCCGUGAUGCUGGUUUCCCCUUCAUUUUACAAGUCUGGAUUAAAUGACCGGUCAUUGAUUCACCACUAUUCAGCCGUGGCCGACCGGUGUCCUCUGCCUGUCUUCUUGUACUCAGUGCCUGCUUACACUGGUGUAGAUUUAAGUGUCGCAGCAAUUAGAACGCUGAGUCAGCAUCCCAACAUUUGUGGUAUUAAGGACAGCGGUGGUGAUGUCACCAAAUUAGCUGCUCUCGUUCACGUCACUGCAGGCAACAACUUCCAGGUGCUGGCUGGAUCUGCGGGAUAUCUUCUUGCCGCGCUGCACGUUGGUUGCGUGGGUGCCAUAUGUGGUCUGGCCAACGUGCUGCCCCGGGAGCUGUGCCAGCUUUUCGACUUGUUCGUCGCUACCACGUCUGGCACUGCCCACGCUGCCGCGUCUGAAGCCUUGUCACUCCAGCGACGACUAAUUGAACCCAACUCAGCCGUGACCAAAACACUUGGAGUCCCUGCCAUGAAAUUCGCCAUGGACAUCAUGGGUUACUAUGGAGGCCCAACGAGAUCGCCUCUCUUACCGCUACUUGCUGAUCAGCAAGAGGCUGUGAAGACAUUGUUCAAUGAAUUUUUGUAAUCACGAGAGUUCGCACAACGCUCUUCUUUCAUUCAAUUUCGGAAUUUUACAUCUUGUCGCUGCAAAAUGUUUUGAUUAAGAUGACCAGAAGAAAUUCAGCGCCACUAAACAAAACUUCGAAAAUUAUUUCACUGAAUGAAUGCUGUUUCAGCUUUGCUGAUCGAGUGUUAUUGCAGUGACAAACGGUAUUCCCAGAUUC